CUGGCCACGCCCCACUUUGUUAUCCGACCCUUUUCUGGGUCAGCUGGUGCUGGCGUCAGGCGGAGGGUUGGGCUGGCUCAGCUCGACCCGGCAGGGCUUGUUUACUAUGGCUGAUGAUCUGGAGCAGCAGCCUCAAGGCUGGCUGAGCAGCUGGCUGCCCACUUGGCGCCCUACAUCCAUGUCUCAGCUGAAGAAUGUGGAAGCGAGGAUCCUCCAGUGCCUCCAGAACAAGUUCCUGGCCCGAUAUGUGUCCCUCCCGAACCAGAACAAGAUCUGGACGGUGACGGUGAGCCCCGAGCUCCAGGACCGCACCCCGCUGGUGAUGGUGCACGGCUUCGGGGGCGGCGUGGGCCUCUGGAUCCUCAACAUGGAUUCACUGAGCGCCCGCCGCACGCUGCACACCUUCGAUCUGCUGGGCUUCGGGCGGAGCUCGAGGCCGACGUUCCCCAGGGACCCAGAGGGGGCCGAGGACGAGUUUGUGACCUCAAUAGAGACGUGGCGGGAGACCAUGGGGAUCCCCACUAUGAUCCUCCUGGGGCACAGUCUGGGAGGCUUCCUGGCCACCUCCUACUCGAUCAAGUACCCUGACAGAGUUAAACACCUCAUUCUGGUGGAUCCGUGGGGCUUUCCCCUCCGACCAACCGACCCCAGUGAGAUCCGGGCACCCCCGACCUGGGUCAAGGCUGUGGCCUCUGUGCUAGGGCGCUCCAAUCCACUGGCUGUUCUUCGAGUAGCUGGGCCCUGGGGGCCCGGCCUGGUGCAACGGUUCCGACCGGACUUCAAGCGCAAGUUUGCAGACUUCUUUGAAGAUGACACUAUAUCGGAGUACAUCUACCACUGCAAUGCACAGAACCCCAGUGGGGAGACGGCAUUCAAAGCCAUGAUGGAGUCCUUCGGCUGGGCCCGGCGCCCCAUGUUAGAGCGAAUUCACUUGAUUCGAAAAGAUGUGCCCAUCACCAUGAUCUAUGGGGCCAACACCUGGAUAGACACCAGCACGGGGAAGAAGGUGAAGCUGCAGCGGCCGGAUUCCUACGUCCGAGACAUGGAGAUCGAGGGUGCCUCGCACCACGUGUAUGCAGACCAGCCGCACAUCUUCAACGCUGUGGUGGAGGAGAUCUGCAACUCGGUUGAUUGAGCCGCUCUCCCAAGAGGACAAGGAGAAAGCCAGGGAGUUGCUCUCACCUUCCUGUCUCCUUACUUACCCCUCUGUCCUUUCCUCACCAACUAACAUGUGCCAGCCAGGCAGAGUCUCAGGCUGUCCCCCAGGCAGGACCACAGAAGAGCACUCCUGAUCAUGCGCUAAGGGCUGGAGGCAAAAGCCACAAGAGGCCUUGAGCUCCCCACCCCGGGUAAGAACAUAAAGGGUUGCAGAGUGCCACCCCCUUCUCCCCAUGCCAAGUGUCACCCAGGUGGCUGUGAAGGGAGCGCAGCAAGCCACAUCUGCCCUGUGCCAAAGGGAGGGUGGCCUCUUUCGUGGGCAAAGGAGAGGCUCUCUGCAGCAUUUCCCAGCUCCGGAGUGUCUGUGAGGGUAGAUUCCAUGCAAGAACAUUAUCCUCCUCCAUCACCCCCGGCCCCCGUCCCAUGCCAGUCUGUCCAGGGUCUGGUUGGGACCGGUUCCCACGUAACCACCAAGAGCAGGUCCUGGAGCUCCCUUGACCUGUAGGCUCCUCCCAUGACGCAAGAGGCCAUAUCCAAAGCUCUCAUUCAUGGAUGAGGAACAGGGCAGGGCAUGGCUGGUCCAUGGUGAAACAGCUCUGUUCUGGGAGAGCUGGGGCGAGCACCUGGGUCUGCUGAGAGCCAGGAUUCGUGGCAGCCUCCAUUUGCUGGGCUUUGAGGCAGGCACCAUUGCCAUGGGGCUGAUCCUGGUCCUGGUCCAACCCUGCCCCACAUUCCAGCCUCACUGAACAGGAGUGCUGUUUGCCUGCCCUGUGUCUCAGCCCUGGCUGCUUAAGGUGGGGACACUCAAGUGCUUCCUUCCCUGCCCCCUUUCCCUCCUAAUAGGAGGCCUCUGGCCUCCCUCUGUGCCUUGGGCCCUAACGCCCUGUCUGUAGUAUACAGUAAGGUGGCUGCCGGUGGAGAGACGGGAAGGGCCCUUCAGCCCCGGGCCAAGUCUAGAUCCGCAUUCUCUCUGGUGUCUGCAGGGUUUUCCCAACCGCCCUCAGAGCGGAGGCGCCCGUGAGCCUCUGCCCAGCGUCCAGUGGGGAGCCUCCGGUCAGCAGUUCCCUGUCCUCAUCAACCACAGGAUGAUUCUCAUUGCCUGGCCCUCCAUCCCUGCCACCUGUCCCCCAGGUCUCCAGCUCAUCCCGCCUCCGACCUACCUGUCACUCUUUCCCAGGGGCUGGUUCCAGGUGCUGCUCUGAGGUUCUGGGCAGUAGGCUGGGCCUGGCCCUAGAAUCAGGGCAGUUCCUGCCUACUCCUUCACUUUUGUAAAGCCAACCCUUUCACCAGAAUAGUGUUAACUCCUGGUGCUUUGUACUACUGGUCCAGCUGCCUUGGGCUCCUUUUCUAUAUUAAUAAAGAAAUGAGUAAAAAACUGC
This is a messenger RNA of Camelus dromedarius (Arabian camel), 2537 nucleotides long. It is a transcript of the gene ABHD4, whose product is annotated as abhydrolase domain containing 4, N-acyl phospholipase B. The record is from RefSeq and is a predicted model, not a curated record. Gene Ontology annotation, biological process: phosphatidic acid biosynthetic process; lipid homeostasis. Gene Ontology annotation, molecular function: phosphatidylcholine lysophospholipase A1 activity; lysophosphatidic acid acyltransferase activity. Lineage: Eukaryota; Metazoa; Chordata; Mammalia; Artiodactyla; Camelidae. Bases 107 to 1135 code for a protein of 342 amino acids. The transcript has 7 exons. Gene Ontology annotation, cellular component: lipid droplet; mitochondrion.